Messenger RNA from Anolis sagrei ordinatus, 3046 nucleotides. RefSeq names its product lysoplasmalogenase TMEM86B-like. Lineage: Eukaryota; Metazoa; Chordata; Lepidosauria; Squamata; Anolidae. Gene Ontology annotation, molecular function: alkenylglycerophosphocholine hydrolase activity. Gene Ontology annotation, cellular component: membrane. Gene Ontology annotation, biological process: ether lipid metabolic process. The record is from RefSeq and is a predicted model, not a curated record.
CUAUGUACUGUAAUGCAGCUGCUCUCUCUGUUCCUUGACGGGGAUGGUGGAUCAUGGCAUAGUCAUUGCCCAGCAGCUUGGGCCGGAUGUCAGGCUGUCUUAGUGCUCUGUCAGAGCCAGGUACAUCUCGACAAUCUGGUGCCAAGCAGGGACAGGGCAGUGAUUGGCUUCUUAUCAAAGGGCCCCUCCUUGUGCCUGCCAAGAAGAUGAAAGUCCAGUUUUGCGUAUCAUAGGCCUUUUCCGCUUUCCACUUGGCAGUGCUACAGCCAUUGGGAGAAACCAUGGAUAUCCUGGAGAUAGAUGCCCAGUAUAGGAAGAAGGUGGCGGCUAAUAUGAGGAGUGUUCUAUUGAAAAUGACGCCUUUCUUCAUCUCCUGUGCCAUCUAUUUUGUACUCCGGGUCCCUGAACCCAGCAUCCUUGCCACUGUUGUCAAGUGCCUUCCGACCCUCUUCUUGGCGUUCUUUGUGGCCAGCCAGUCCCAUAGUGUUGGAGCCUGGACGCCGUAUGCCCGGAGGCUCUUCCAAGGGUUUCUGCUCUCAGCUGUGGGAGAUGCCUGCCUGGUGUGGCCUUGGCUUUUCAUUCCAGGGAUGGCUGCCUUCGCUGCUUGCCACAUCGCCUACAUCUCGGCUUUCGGCUUCACUCCUUUUCGGCCUCUUAUCCUCAUCAUUGUUGCAGGGCUAAUGACGACGUCUUAUGUCUCCUUGCUGCUGCCGUGCCUGGAGGGCAUCUAUGUGUGGGCUAUCACAGCCUAUGUAGGUCUACUUGGCAUCAUGGCAUGGCGCGCCCUUUCUCUCAGCAAACGACUGAGUGCUUCAGUCGGCAGCGUGAUCUUCGUUGUGUCCGAUCUGUAUGUUGGCCUUGAUAAAUUCUGCUCCCACAUGCCUCACGCCCACAUGGUCAUCAUGCCCACCUACUACAUCGCCCAGGGCUUGAUUGCAUUUUCAGUGGCCUCUCAAAAAGUCCCUCGGAAGGAGCAUUGAGCCUUUGAAUGGGACUCGUGCAUUAACAUUUUAAAAUAGUGGGACAACUUAGGAAUCCUGUCUUUCAACAAUCCGCCCUCCAUCUUCUUUUCGUCUAUUCUACAAAGAAUGUACACACUCUAGCCUUCUUUCAUCUCAUUCCCUCAAGAGAGAUGUCUUCAUUUUGGGACAUUCCAACAUCUAUUUUACUGUAUCAUCUAUAAUGGCUUCUGAGGCAUUGUCUACCUCAGUAGUUCCCAGCCUUUUUUUGACCAGGGACCACUUGAUUAGGGACCACUUUGACCAGGGACCACGUUCCAACAUUGGUACCAAAAGAGUUACCAAUCAGUUUUUUUGUCAACUUUAGAUUCAAUUUGGUUAUUUGAUUCAGAAAAUUGCAUUGGAUAGACCACAUCAGCUCUAGUUUCUGGUACAGAGCAUAUGCCAUCCAGUAGUCACCAUCUACUCACCCACAGAAAACCAUAUUUAAUAAGCCUUGGCAUUAUAAGAGGAUUUCAUGAGACCAGUCACUCUUGUUGCAAUGGUGUAGUAACUGUGAGGGCGCGGACCAUAAAUGGCAUUGGAUAGACCUCAUCAGCUCUAGCUUCUGAUACAGAGUAUAUGUCAUCCAGUAGUCACUGUCUGCUCACCCACAGAAAACCAUAUUUAAUAAGCCUUGGCAUUAUAAGAGGGUUUCACGAGACCAGACACUCUUGUUGCAAUGGUGUAGUAACUGUGAGGGCGCGGACCAUAAAUGGCAUUGGAUAGACCACAUCAGCUCUAGCUUCUGAUAGAGUAUAUGCCAUCCAGUAGACACUGUCUGCUCACCCACAGAAAACCAUAUUUAAUAAGCCUUGGCACUAUAAGAGGGUUUCACGAGACCAGACACUCUUGUUGCAACGGUGUAGUAAUUGUGAGGCCGCGGACCAUAAAUUGCAUUGGAUAGACCACAUCAGCUCUAGCUUCUGAUACAGAGCAUAUGCCAUCCAGUAGUCACCAUCUGCUUGCCCACAGAAAACCAUAUUUAAUAAGCCUUGGUACUAUAAGAGGGUUUCAUGAGACCAGUCGCUCUUGUUGCAAUAGUGUAGUAACUGUGAGGCCGCGGACCAUAAAUUGCAUUGGAUAGACCACAUCAGUUCUAGCUUCUGAUACAGAGCAUAUGCCAUCCAGAAGUCACCGUCUGCUUGCCCACAGAAAACCAUAUUUAAUAAUCUAGAGCUGAAAUAGUAGUGGUAGUAGUAGUAGUAUUUCGUGGGUAGUCAGCCUCUCCCCUCCUGACAUCCCUGCUGCCUUGGCACUAUAAGAAGGUUUCACGAGGCCAGUUGCUCUUGUUGGCACGUAGUUUCGAGGCAAUGGUGUAGUAAUGGUGAGGCCAUGGGCCAUAUUUUCAUUCUUGCAGACCACUGGCGGCACAUGGACCACAGGUUGAAAACCACUGGUCUAUAUGGACUAAAAAGAUCAUAUUUAUCUUGUAUCUGAUGUUGGAAUAGCAUACAUCAUAUCUGGAGAAUUCUGUUCUUUCUUUCUUUCUUUCCUUCCUCCUCCUUUUCUUCUUCCUCACCCCUAAAGAUUUAAAUCCAAGUUUAAAAGAUCAAAUUUAUACCUCACAUUUUUCUGGGAAACCCAGGUUAUUUUAUAUCUCAGCUUUGGGGGCCUUUAUUAUUAUUUUUUCAGGUGCAUUUAUAUUGAUAAUUACAUAUCGUUAUUUGCACAUCUCUGUCUAUCAGCAUUUAAAUACCAGUCACUUCACUUAACAGGAUGGCCAAAUCUGUAUUGAGGCAAAUGUAUAAACUGUGAGCAUAUUUACAUACAUUAAGGAGAAGAAAAUGGAGCAGCCACAGUCGUGUGGUGGGAAAUAAUGUGAUUAUCAUCAUGAAAACAGCUCUUUAAUAUUGAAGUGACCUCACACAGGAAAAAAAAAAUCAUAUGACUGUUUAUACUGCUCUUAUUUCAAUUUAAUAAGGAUGCGUUUGGUGCUAAUGUGGUCACUAAGGGCCGGGAAAAUGUGAACUGAAGCAGAAUGUUUUUGUUUAUGUAGACAGCACUUAUAAUUUCCUCUUGGAUACAGUCCUAAUAAAGAAGUUAAC